AGACACCAGCAAAUUCACACAAGGGAGAAGUCCUACCAGUGUUCACAGUGUGGGAAGAGCUUCAGUCGAUUAGGACACCUAAAUAGACACCAACAAAUUCACACAAGGGAGAAGUCCUACCAGUGUUCACAGUGUGGGAAGAGCUUCAGUCAAUUAGGAAACCUAAAUAGACACCAGCAGAUUCACACAGGGGAGAAGCCCUACCAGUGCUCCCAGUGUGGGAAGAGCUUCAAUCGUUUAGCAAAUCUAAAGGACCACCAGCGGACUCACACAAGGGAAAGUCCCUACCAGUGCUCCCAGUGUGGAAAUAGCUUCAAUCGUUUAGGAACCCUAAAGAGACACCAGGGGAUUCACACAGGGGAGAAGCCCUACCAGUGCUCCCAGUGUGGGAAGAGCUUCAAUCGUUCAGCAAAUCUAAAGGAGCACCAGCGGACUCACACAGGGGAGAGGCCCUACCAGUGCUCCCAGUGUGGGAAGAGCUUCAGUCGAUUAGGACACCUAAAGCAGCACCAGAAGACUCACACAAAGGAAAGUCCUUACCAGUGCUCCCAGUGUGGGAAUAGCUUCAGUCAAUUAGGAACCCUAAAGAGACACCAGCAGAUUCACACAGGGGAGAAGCCCUACCAGUGCUCCCAGUGUGGGAAGAGCUUCAUUCGUUCAGCAAAUCUAAAGGAGCACCAGCGGACUCAUACUGGGGAGAGGCCCUACCAGUGCUCCCAGUGUGGGAAGAGCUUUAGUCGAUUAGGACACCUAAAGAGACACCAGCGGAUUCACACGGGGGGAAGACACUACCAGUGCUCCCAGUGUGGGAAUAGCUUUAGUCAUUUUGAAUCCCUAAAGAAACACGAGUGCAUUCAUGCAGGAAAGAGGCCCUAUCAGUGCUCCCAGUGUGGGAAGAGCUAUAGUCGAUUACGACACCUAAAGGAGCACCAGCAGACUCACACAGGGGAAAGACCUUACCAGUGCCUCCAGUGUGGGAAGAGCUUCAAUCAUUUAGGAAACCUAAAUAGACACCAGCGGAUUCACACAGGGGAGAGGCCCUACCAGUGCUCCCAGUGUGGGAAUAAUUUCACUCGAUUAGGAAACCUAACUAGACACCAGCGGAUUCACACAGGGGAGAGGCCCUACCAGUGCUCCCAGUGUGAGAAGAGCUUCCAUGAAUUAGGACACCUAAAGGAACACCAGCGGACUCACACAGGGGAGAGGCCCUACCAGUGCUCCCAGUGUGGGAAGAGCUUUAGUCAGUUCGGAACCUUAAAGACACAUCAGCGGAUUCACAUAGGGAAAAGACCCUACCAGUGCUCCCAGCGUGGGAAGAGCUUAAUUCGGUCAGGAACCUUAAAGAUACACCAGCGAACUCACACAGGUGAGAGGCCCUAUCAGUGCUCCCAGUGUGGGAAGAGCUUCAGACUAUUAGGAAACUUAAAGAGACAUGAGCGGAUUCACACAGGAGAGAGGCCCUACCAGUGCUUCCAGUGUGGGAAGAGCUUCAGUCGUUUAGAACACCUAAAGGAGCACCAGCAGACUCACACAGGGGAAAGGCCCUACCAGUGUUCCCAGUGUGGGAAGAGUUUCCUUCGGUCAGGAGCCUUAAAGGAGCACAAGCGGAUUCACACAGGGCAGAGGCCCUACAAGUGCGCCCAGUGUGGGAAGAGCUUCAGUCGAUUAGGACAUAUGGAGAGGCACCAGCAGAUUCACACAGUUGACAGUUUAUCACAGUAAGCCCAAUAAAUAUGUUGUUCAAUGUUUUUGUGAAAAGUGUUUUUGUUAGGUGCCCAGCAUCAGUCCUGUUGAUGUUUAGUAUUUGCUUUACAAAUACAAAUACAGUUUGUUACAAUAUAUUAAAUCAAA
This is a messenger RNA of Paramormyrops kingsleyae, 1851 nucleotides long. The record is from RefSeq and is a predicted model, not a curated record. NCBI's taxonomy places the organism in Eukaryota, Metazoa, Chordata, Actinopteri, Osteoglossiformes, Mormyridae.